AUGGUGAGGGCCCUCGACCGCUACUCCUCCGGCAAGGAUGUCGCCUACAGCUGUGGAUACUGUGGCUAUGCAUUAAACUUGAGCUCCUCCGCACGGAACACGGCAAACAUUGGAUCCAAGUAUGGCAAGCACAUCAGGAAAGGUGUUGUCUCAUUCUUUGCAAUCGACGAGAGCCGCUUUACACAUACUGACGAGGUGAGCUGCACGCCAUACUUCCAUUCAAGCCGUUCAUGGGGAUUCUUCAGAAAUAGGACGCGAUUGCUCUGCCGGAAGUGCAGUGGUCAUAUUGGUAAUGCUUAUGAAGAUGAGGAUCCCACCUUGUGCGAGGGGUCAGAUGACCUGGACAUGAGCUCCAAGGGCAGCAGCACAUCCCCUCGGAAGAAAUAUGUUAUUAAGAUCAAUGCACUGCAGCCCUCAUCAGACGACUCUGGUGCUCUCUUCUCCCCGUGA
Messenger RNA from Miscanthus lutarioriparius, 450 nucleotides. The record is from the annotation of a GenBank genome assembly. NCBI's taxonomy places the organism in Eukaryota, Viridiplantae, Streptophyta, Magnoliopsida, Poales, Poaceae.